CGUUUAUGAACCACCGUGCUUCUUAUUUCACCUAGUCCCCAGUUCUGCGCUACCAGAGCUUAAAAUAACAGAGAAAUGGAAAGCUUAAGGAAGCUAGAAGAGUUGCAGACGACGAUGACCUUAAUGCAGUCACACGGCAUCAUAUCCAAUUCAUCCGACCACGAAUCUAAUCGCUUCGUCUCCAACUUCAUCCUUUUCAUGGUAAAGCCUUUCUAUAAAUAUCACCAAUCGCUACUCAUUUAUUUGAUUUUGAUCUCAUUGCUUGCUACCAUUUCUUUUUUCGUCCCACGAGUUUCAAUUUUCUUUUCUCAUUUUGGGAACACAUUAAACGGUCCGAAGAUUCAACCUUGUGGAGAACUUGACUUGGGAAAGAAGUGUGCUUUGGUUUCUGAAUUCAUUCCAAAGAUUUCUUCUGGGUUUCUUGAGAAAGCCGCAACUUGCCUCACUGAAAAAGGCUUUCAACAGCAUGUUUUUGGAGAGGAGUUGGAGCAAAAUUGUGUAGACAAGUCUGAUUAUGGAGAGAUGGCUGUGAUUGGGCUUGACGCAAUGCAGCGGGCAAAUUCAACCCUUGAAGAUUUUUGCAGAUCUUAUUUUAUGUUUCAUGGGAUGGAAGUAAAUGAACCGCAGGCACUAUUCAAAUACUUACCUGUGCUUUCUUUUACAGAAAGUUAUAUAUAUCAGCUGGAUAGUUUGAACGAGAAGAUACUGCCUUCACCACACAAUGGGGUGAAGGUUUCAGAAAAAGGAUACGAGGAAACAGACCCAGGGUUGAUUGCCAAAUUCAUAAAAGUUUUUAAAGACGAUCCAUUUAGACCACUAGCUGUUCUACUUGGUUGUCAUGGACUUUUGACUGAGAGAAUACAAGAAGAAUUCAAGCAUGGAGAAGAGUAUUGGACUCUUGAAAGAAUGCUUUGUCGUGCUUUGGUUGACGGAAAGGAGAUAUCUGUUAAAGAUGUGAUAAGGGCGAUUCAUCUCAAAUCUUUCGACUAUAGAGUGCUGAACCUUCUUCUAUACCAAUUGAGAGGAAUGCAGGUUAAUGAGGUGCAUAUGGAUUUCCUUUCAAUCUCCGAGUUCCUAGUGGAAGUAGCAGAUGAUCUGUUUGACUAUGAGGUGGAUGAUGUUUUAGAGAAUAAUUUCAAUAUUCUGCGUAUGUUUGUCAGAAUUUAUGGAACUUCUGCUCCUGCUAUGUUGGCAAAAUACAUAGCCGAAGCUGAAGAAAAGUACAACAUAUUAUUGAAGACUUUGGAUUCCCAAUUGUCCUUGGAUUACCAUAGAAGAUGUGAAGAAGCCACUCAAGAAGGAGGGAGUACGUCAAAACAUCCUCUUGGGACAUGGAAUAUACCGAAACUAAUAGUAGAUGAAGAAUUGUACCGAUCAAACGUGCUAGAUAUUGAGAGGGAAAUGUAAACGUUUAACUUUGCUUUCAAUGCUUUUGAAAUCAAUUGUCUGGUUUGAUUCCCUUUUUAUCAAAAAUUUGAAUAUGGUUACUCGUGUAUCUAUAGUAGUAAAUUACAUGUAUACUCAGAGCUGAGGAACAAGAUUGUUAUUGUUAUGUUUAUUCAGAGAAACUCGUAUACAUCGUACAUACAUGAGUUUAUAGAGCAUCUUUAAUAGAAUGUUAAAUAAGUGGUGUAUUGUUAUAUU
Cannabis sativa is the source of this 1644-nucleotide messenger RNA. RefSeq lists its product as uncharacterized. Lineage: Eukaryota; Viridiplantae; Streptophyta; Magnoliopsida; Rosales; Cannabaceae. Bases 76 to 1407 code for a protein of 443 amino acids. The transcript has 13 exons. The record is from RefSeq and is a predicted model, not a curated record.